Messenger RNA from Penicillium angulare, 480 nucleotides. RefSeq lists its product as uncharacterized. NCBI's taxonomy places the organism in Eukaryota, Fungi, Ascomycota, Eurotiomycetes, Eurotiales, Aspergillaceae. The record is from RefSeq and is a predicted model, not a curated record. The transcript has 2 exons. Bases 1 to 480 code for a protein of 159 amino acids.
AUGAUCAACUUGCGUCGCCUGACAUUCAACGUCAGUCAGCCUUGCCGUGAUGAAAUUGAUCUGGACUUGGACCUCGACGAGAUCUCGAGGGGAAUAUGCACCGUGUCAGCUGGCCCACCUGACGUUGAGUCUGAUGGCGAGCUGCUUACCGAGGAACCCUCAGAGGCGACAAAUUGCCACUCCUCCACGACCGAUUAUGUUUCAUUUGAUGCUACCCAUGAGCGACCUUCAGAUGGCACAUGUCCUCGAGUUUCGUCUUCUACGACUGGAUCCGUGCACCGGAGAGAUGAUUGCGCAGGAUAUCUUUCUCUUACCGCGAGUCGAGACUUUCCUGGAGAAUCUUCACCGCUUGCAGGCACAGAUAUUCGACAUACUUCGCCUGACUGCAGUGGGAAUCCGCUUGCCAUCAAUCCGAAUGCUGGUGCGACCGCUCGCGAGGGCUCUCCCGUUUCACAACCAGGUAUGCAGCCCGUGUACUGA